Molecule: messenger RNA, 993 nt
Organism: Miscanthus lutarioriparius
Lineage: Eukaryota; Viridiplantae; Streptophyta; Magnoliopsida; Poales; Poaceae
Source: the annotation of a GenBank genome assembly
AUGACCGACGGCGCGCGCGUCGAGGCGGCGCCCAGGCUCGCGCAAUGGCGCGUCGACGCGCUCCCCUGCUACACCUACCGCAAGUCACUCCCCUUCCGCAUCGGCCUUUGGAACUGGUACCUAUCUGUGGAGAGAAAUAACAAGCAAACUUGUGUUAAGCUCUUUGCAGAGAAUUCGAAUUCUCCCAAGAACGGCCCCUCAGCCCCAAUAGCUUCCUUUGUCACCAAACUUCUCAUAUCUCUUCCACCUAAUCAACAGACCAUAGUCCACCCAGGGAUUUUCGACAAACAGCUGAAACACGACGGUUUUGUGUGGGCAAUCGAUAGCACUGUGACAGGGAGAUUUGUGAUUGAGAUAGAGUUUCUUGACCUGAAGGUCGCUGAUCCAUCUGGUGGCGAACCAGCCUCAAUCUGGGCCUCCCGCCAGAUCAAGCAGUGUUCAGACAGCACCGCCCUGUCCUCCCUGGCUCGGAUGCUGCACGAGGACAUCCUCACCGACAUCACCAUCAACGCGGCGGACGGCAGCGUGCGUGCGCACCGCGCGAUCCUGGCGACGCGGUCGCCGGUGUUCCGGAGCAUGUUCUCACACGACCUCCGGGAGAAGGAGCUCUCCACCGUGGACAUCUCCGACAUGACCGUGGACGCGUGCCACGCCUUCCUCAGCUACAUCUACGGCGACGUGCGCGGUGAGGAGUUCCUGGCGAACCGGCUGGCGCUCCUCCGCGCUGCCGACAAGUACGACAUCGACGACCUCAGGGAGGCCUGCCACGAGAGCCUGCUUGAGGACAUCGACACGGACAAUGUGCUGGAGCGGCUGCAGACGGCGCACCUGUACCGGCUGCCCAGGCUCAAGGGCGGCUGCCUGAGGUUCCUGGUGGACUUCAGGAAGGUGUACGAGAUGCACGACGACCUCAACGCGUUCCUGCAGACGGCCGACAGGGACCUCGUGGCCGAGGUGUUCCAUGGCGUCCUUGCUGCGUGGAGCGGGCGGUGA